Messenger RNA from Alexandromys fortis (reed vole), 7721 nucleotides. RefSeq names its product protein kinase cGMP-dependent 1 (gene Prkg1). The transcript is spliced from 18 exons. Gene Ontology annotation, molecular function: cGMP-dependent protein kinase activity; ATP binding. The coding region runs from base 1401 to 3416 and encodes 671 amino acids. Gene Ontology annotation, biological process: protein phosphorylation. The record is from RefSeq and is a predicted model, not a curated record. NCBI's taxonomy places the organism in Eukaryota, Metazoa, Chordata, Mammalia, Rodentia, Cricetidae.
GUAAGUAAGAAUCAGUUUUUCUUUUUAAAGGAAAGUGAUCAUUAGUUAAGAGAAACUCUGGGUUUUAGUAUCAUCUACUAAAAUUUGUUAACUUGUUGCUCAUUACCUGAAAGAAUGCCCCCCCAUACACCAAACAAAUGGAAUACAGUUACUUUUGUUUUUUGUAAAUAGUGCUCUCUGUGGUGUACAAUGGAUAUCUUUAAGGUGUAGUAAUUACUAAAGACUCAGGAUCAAAAGGCUAUAAUAAUUCCGUUAGCAUUGGCGGGAUGAUGGAUGCUCAGAGAAGGGAGAAACAAAGACGAACUCAGUUGCAGUUUCCAAACUCAACUGGGAGGGUAAGCCAGCAGUUUAGCAGCUGCAGUAGCCACUUCAGAGCCUUGAAAGAUGAUAUUGGGGUGCUCAACAUACAAUAUUUAACUGGAGUAGAUGAAAUAAAAUCCAGACUUUGAACUGUUCACAAUCAACGCAUGGCCUUUCAAUUUUCCGUAAACACUUGGCUCAUCAUGAUAUGCUCAUUCAACUCGCCCUCCAAAUGUUUAGUCCACAAUUUCCAGUAAAGUUAUGUGCUACCCAAACUUGAAAUUGCUCUUGCCCUGUCGGUCAUUCUUAUUAGUGAAGGUCUCAAGCUCAGAACUUGACAGUGGGAAGAGAUUCACACCCAUGCGCCUUCUCUCAUGACCACAUCCAGGCAAGCAGAGCGGAAAAGAAAGAAAUGGCGAAAACAAAGAUGGGUUUCUUUAGGUUGUCUAAAGGCAAUUUAAUAUUUAUGAAAUGUCUCCUACACACAUACACAUUCUCUCUCUCUCUCUCUCUGUCUCUCUCUGUCUCUCUCUCUCUCUCUCUCUCUCUCUCUCUCUCUCUCUGGAUCCUGUUACAAGCACUGCGUCAUCCUCGAGCGAUCACAUGGUAAUUGUUGCUAUUUCAAGGAUCAAGUGUCAUAAAGCACCCCAUCCCACUCCCUUCUUUUGGUACCAUAUAGCCUAGAAGAGUUUCUGUGUGAUGGAGUGAGAGCAGACUCUCUCUGGUCCAACCAGGUUCUCGGUGGGGUGGCGCGCUCGCGUAUUCUCACCAAGCGACUGGGAAAGGGGGACGAGGGAGGGGGGUCUCAGGGGAGGAAGGGCGGCUCUAAUUGGUUUCUCAAUGAAAGAUAAUCACCUAUUCCCCAGAGACGCUAGGGAUUAGCACUCUGCCUCUCCUCUCCUUCCUUUUAGACGCCUCAUCCUCCCCUUGGAGCUUCUAGUCCAUUCAGCAGAAGCGAUCGCAGGAGCGGGGCCGCACUCAGUGCUCCGGGCUGAGCGCCCCAGUCCCCGGCUCGCUGCGCUCCUCUGCUGUCCCAGCCGCCGGCGCGCCGCGGGAGGAAAAGUUUCGAGAGCGGGGGGGAUCUGGCUUAACCAUAAAAAAUGAGCGAACUGGAGGAAGACUUUGCGAAGAUUCUCAUGCUCAAGGAGGAGAGGAUCAAGGAGCUGGAAAAGCGGCUGUCAGAGAAGGAGGAAGAAAUCCAGGAGCUGAAGAGGAAGCUCCACAAAUGCCAGUCGGUGCUGCCAGUGCCCUCCACCCACAUCGGCCCGCGGACCACCCGGGCACAGGGCAUCUCUGCCGAGCCUCAGACUUAUAGGUCCUUCCACGACCUGCGCCAGGCGUUCCGGAAGUUCACCAAAUCCGAGAGGUCAAAGGAUCUCAUAAAAGAGGCCAUCCUUGACAAUGACUUCAUGAAGAACUUGGAGCUGUCGCAGAUCCAGGAGAUUGUGGAUUGUAUGUACCCCGUGGAAUAUGGCAAAGACAGCUGCAUCAUCAAGGAAGGAGAUGUGGGAUCCCUGGUGUAUGUCAUGGAAGAUGGGAAGGUUGAAGUUACAAAAGAAGGUGUGAAGCUGUGCACCAUGGGUCCAGGGAAAGUGUUCGGGGAGCUGGCCAUCCUUUACAACUGCACCCGGACCGCGACCGUCAAGACUCUUGUAAACGUGAAACUCUGGGCCAUCGAUCGACAAUGUUUUCAAACAAUAAUGAUGAGGACAGGACUCAUCAAGCACACCGAGUACAUGGAAUUUUUAAAAAGCGUUCCAACAUUCCAGAGCCUUCCUGAUGAAAUCCUCAGCAAGUUGGCCGAUGUCCUCGAGGAGACACACUAUGAAAAUGGAGAAUAUAUCAUCAGGCAGGGGGCAAGAGGAGACACCUUCUUCAUCAUCAGCAAAGGGAAGGUGAAUGUCACUCGGGAAGACUCACCAAGUGAAGACCCAGUCUUUCUUAGAACUUUAGGGAAGGGAGACUGGUUUGGAGAGAAAGCCUUGCAGGGGGAGGAUGUGAGAACAGCAAACGUAAUUGCUGCAGAGGCCGUCACUUGCCUUGUGAUUGACAGAGACUCAUUCAAGCAUUUGAUUGGAGGACUGGAUGAUGUUUCGAACAAAGCGUAUGAAGAUGCAGAAGCAAAAGCAAAAUAUGAAGCCGAAGCCGCCUUCUUCGCCAACCUGAAGCUGUCUGAUUUCAACAUCAUCGACACCCUCGGAGUCGGAGGUUUCGGACGAGUAGAGCUGGUCCAAUUGAAAAGUGAAGAAUCCAAAACAUUUGCGAUGAAGAUUCUCAAGAAACGCCACAUUGUGGACACGAGACAGCAGGAACACAUCCGCUCGGAGAAGCAGAUCAUGCAGGGGGCUCAUUCCGACUUCAUUGUGAGGCUGUACAGGACAUUCAAAGACAGCAAAUACUUGUAUAUGUUGAUGGAAGCUUGCCUAGGUGGAGAACUCUGGACUAUUCUCAGGGAUAGGGGUUCGUUUGAAGAUUCGACAACCAGAUUUUACACAGCGUGUGUGGUAGAAGCAUUUGCCUAUCUGCAUUCCAAAGGAAUCAUUUACAGGGACCUCAAGCCAGAAAAUCUGAUCCUAGAUCACCGAGGUUACGCCAAGCUGGUUGACUUUGGCUUUGCAAAGAAAAUAGGAUUUGGAAAGAAAACAUGGACUUUUUGUGGGACUCCAGAAUACGUAGCCCCAGAGAUCAUCCUGAACAAAGGUCAUGACAUUUCAGCUGACUAUUGGUCGCUAGGAAUCCUAAUGUAUGAGCUUCUGACUGGCAGCCCACCUUUCUCAGGCCCAGACCCGAUGAAAACCUAUAACAUCAUCCUGCGGGGGAUUGACAUGAUAGAAUUUCCAAAGAAGAUUGCAAAAAAUGCUGCUAACUUAAUUAAAAAACUAUGCAGGGACAACCCAUCAGAAAGGUUAGGAAAUUUGAAAAACGGAGUGAAAGACAUUCAAAAACACAAAUGGUUUGAAGGCUUUAAUUGGGAAGGCUUAAGAAAAGGCACCUUGACGCCUCCCAUAAUUCCAAGUGUUGCAUCACCCACAGACACAAGCAAUUUCGACAGCUUCCCUGAGGACAGUGACGAGCCACCCCCUGACGACAACUCAGGCUGGGACAUAGACUUCUAAUGUAUUUCUCUUACCUGCUUCUGCCUUGCUGAAGACAGCUUUUUUCUGAGACACGGCUGCCAGCAAACCUGAGGGAAAGAGAGAAGAUUAGUGCUCGGGGUCACCAUGAUGCCUUUGAUUGAUGCUGCUCCAGUAACUACAGUGGCAUUAGGACUCAUUGCUUAGAUUAUGAUAGUGCUCUUUCCAUGUUUUAUGUUUGAACCUACAAUAACAGUUGACAUGGUGGUCCUGAAGCAAAGCCUUUUACCAGUAAAGUGAUGUUUUCUAUUGUUGCAAUGGCCUUGCUUUGCUCUGAUUAUAUUUUGAAAGAGUGUAGGAAACACUUCCAUCCAGUAGAAGAGUCUGUAUCUUGCUAGAACUACCAAGAAUAGAGAAUAAUAUAUUCGGUACGAUAGAUGACUGUGGUACAGAAAACCUGGGCUCUUCCCUUUCAUCAAGGGAAGGGAGUGGAGCCUGUGACUUCAAGCCAGUAUAGACAUCGUACAAAGAGGACCACACAUCCGUGGGUCACAGAGGUCAUGUCAAACCAGUUUCUUUCCUAGCAGAUGACGAGACUGAAUGUUACCUUUCUUUUCUGAUAGAUUCUAAAAGUUGGCCUGAUACAAAAAGCACAACCGCUAUGGUUCUGUACGGGCCUCCCACGGCGGGUACAGAUGCAGUUUUGGAGGAUUGAAAAUGGGCAUGGUAAUUGAGAAAUUGGCAAGACAAAGUGGAGGGGGAAAAGAAUUCACAAUACCAUUUCAUAUCUUUAAAAACUAUAUCUAUUGUGCUUAAAGAUGGUCCUGGAAAUGACUAGCAGCCAAUUGGUUUUAUUUAUUACCUAACACCCUCAAACUGAGGCUUAAAAUAUUCCCUUUUUAUAAGAAUAACCCCUUAGGGUAGGGGUGGGAUAGGGUGGGGAGGAAUGAAGACCCAUCCAAAAAAAUAAACAUGAAAAGGUGCUAUGUCUAUCUUUCAUCUGUAAUGUCAGUGUCUGAAUGGACGACACAGAUUCUAACCAUCAUGUCUAGCCAGAGACUCAAGCAUUUUCAUAACUUUAUUAGAAACAAACUCCCGUCAGAUGUCACAGCACAGUCCAGGGCUCAGAGAGAAAGGAUAUUUAAAAAAUGUAUUUAAACUAGUCUCUUGUCUUAGGCCUGAACCAAAACACUGUAUAUACAGUCUGAAAGUCCCAAGUCAAUGGUAUUACAACUAUACUAAGGAGCUUUGUUUAUUUGAGGAGGAAAACCAAACUGGGCCAGGAGUUGAGGACCUUUCCUUGGAUAAGUUUAUCAAAGUUAGAAGGGGUUAGAGAGGAACACAGAUGAUUUCUCCAACCUGCAUUUUAUCUAAAUAGUGCAGAAGUGUUACAACCUUGGAAUUUCACAUAAGCUAGAGAAGACAAAAUUUGAAAAUGUCAAGCUAACUGUCUUUUUCAUACGAAGAAAAGAUCAUCCAAUUAAACCAAGUAUGUUGUUGGCAGGGCAGUUGACCUCUGUUAUCAAUAGGCAGAAUCCUCCAGAAGCUUUAUUGGUUGGUAGCAUUUUUCUCAUACUGAUAAAUGUACAACCGUCCACGAUGGCAUCCUGAUAUGGAAAUGUGUAUUAAUGGUUGUUUGCUAUUUUUUCAGUAGGGUUUUUUUUUUAAUGUAGAAAUUCCUAUAGAAAUCUUUCCAUUAGGUCAUCACAGACUAACCAAUAAAUCACAGGAGUUUUCUUUGAAAUUUCAUACUCAAAACUACUUUCAAAUGUGCUUUUCCUAUCAAAAUAUAAUACUCUAAAACAUUUGAGGCCUAAAACUACUAGAAGUACAUUUAAUUUAGGGUAAAGUUCAAUUAAAACUUUCAUCCUGAUAUUAUUAUUAUGUUAUUGGAAUCCUCUCCCUCAUAAACAAUUUUUCAAGAUUACUAGAGUACCCAAAAGAUCUGUGAAUUUCAACAGACUAAAUAAUAUAAAAUCAAACACAUCUGGCUAAAAUUCAGUGAUUCCUAGAAGCUUAUUUAUCUUUUAACUGAUUUUUUAAAAAACACAUAAUUACAACAUUAUAAUCAAUGUUUGAUUUUUUUGCAAGAUAAUGUGUCUUAGGUAUGUUAAAGGCUUGCUAGGAUGUUACAUUUACCUUGUUAUUAGAAAGGGAAUUGUCUCUCUAAUUUUUCAAAUAUCCACAAAUCCCCAGGAAUUUGCACGGACCAUGUAUUUUGGGACUUGGGUUUGAGGCUAAGACAACUUGCGCGAAUACAUGGGUUCUAUGAUGAGGAAAGGCAUUGCUUUCAGCACAGUGUGACUGUGGGCUGUUUUCCACUUGUGAUACACCUUUGUUCAUUUCAUCCACAGCUUUUAUUAGGAUGGCCAACACGAUCACAAAAGAUAAAAGUGAACUCUAGCUUCCAGGAAUAACUAACAGAAAACAUCCAUCAGAUUUUCAACAUUGAAUUUUAAGGAUUUAAAUCUUGUCUUAAUCAAGACACUAGGGCUAUAACUCAUGGCCAGCUUCAUAAACCACAUUUUACUUUCUGGACUUUUCCAUGCCCCCAGUUUUUCUUUUUUUCUUUUUCUUUUUUUCUUUUCUUGCACUAAAGACCAUCUGGAUAAACUAGAAUAGUGCCAACUUGUUUGAUUUGCUCACUGACUUUCUUGGUGAUACUUUUGUGUAUGGGAAAUAGGGCUUUCUGUGUGUCUUAAAUCACAGAAAAACUGAAAACUGCCAAGGAAAGGACAUAACAAUAUUUAAUUAGACUGAAGACAUUAGAGAAAAUGAGUUUUGGAAAUCGUUAUAGUUGAUUUUUAUACUUAGGAUCUUUAUUAUUUGGAUGUGAAUCAGAUUCAUGUAGCAUUUAAACCAAGUUUAUUUUUAUUAUAAUCCUCACAAGUCAUAGCUUUUUUUCUUAAAAUUGGAGAACAUACAUGUGAAUUGCACAUGGAGAAUAAUAUUGCAACUACUGACUCGUUCUCACUUUGCUUCCAAAUGAUAGACCUGAUGGUGAAGCUAAAGAAGUCAGCUACCAUACUGAACACAAGGGUAUUAACCCCAACUUUAUACAAUAGAGGUAUCUGUGCAUUUCCCACAAUGUUUUCUUUCACAAUAGGACCACAACAAAUAUUUAUGUAAAUAGAUAUUUUGGGUGAUAUUUUGUGGUACAUAUAACUUUUUUUAGUGUUUCACAGCAUUAUGAUUUCAUUUUAUUUGUAUUAAAUAAUGUUCUAGGUCCAAGUAGACUUGAAUGAACGUCAUAAUUGUUAGUAUUAUUGAAACUUCUGUCAGCUCUACUGUCACUCAUGGGUCCCAUAGUUUAGAACAUGACCUGGCUAUCUGGCAUUGUUGCAAGUGCCUUAACCUCAUGGCAUCUUAUUAAGAAAACAAAUUUGGUGUUAUGCUGCAUGACAAAGACAAACACACCUCAAAAUGUUGUCCUUUCUUAGCUUGCUGCGUUUUACAGUUCUUUCUGCUAACAAUUUAUAAGCCUUUAUUAUAUAAUAUUGAUGAAUUACAGAAAUGAUGAAGUUGUUAUCUUAUUUCUGUUAAGUGUACCAGAGCUGUGUGUCUGUUCAUGAGAUACAGCGUCAUUUCUGUGAAAUGUAUAAAUGUAUGUGCAGGUCAAAUUACUAUAUGACAUACUAUCAGUCUGUAUACAGGUAUUCCUGUUUUGCUCAGCUGUGCAGACUCAGUAAAAAACAAAAAAAAGUAGUGCAGUCAAAUCCUAAUGUGUCUCAUUUUAUAGAUUCCAUUAACAAUGGUCCAAUCCAAAAGAAAAAUUGGAAAUGACUGCUCACCACAGCUCAUUAUGAAACCAAUGAUGAAAAUGUACCUUGGUGCACCCCUCAACAAAACAGGAUGCUUUCUCUGAGUUCUUGUAUAUGCAAAUCAGGUAUGAGGCAACUUUUCAGGAGACCUUGAAAGCAAAACGCGGGAAGUGUGUCGGUAGCCCUCCUCCUUCUCGGCCCCUGCAUCAACAGACAGAGCUCUGGGACCUUGGCAAUGACUCAGAGGUUGGGCUUUCUAAGUAAAGAGAUGUUUCUUUAAGCAUCAUCUAUCCAGUUUAUUUCAACGUAUGAUGUUUUUACAACUGGUCAGUUCUUUUGUAUUCUUACAGCUAUGGUUAUUUGGCCGUCCUCUUACAGUUUGUGCUACGUGAAAGAGUCUCUUGUUAGAAUGCAACAAACUGUCAUCCAAUGGUCGUCGGCCACUUGCACUCUCUUGGUGUAGAUUAAAAACUUUUUCAUAACUUAACCUGCUUUGAUUUGCUCUGUAUUUUCCCUGCAGCUGUAAUUGCAGAGUGCCUGUUGGAUACUUUAUAGAGUUGAAAUAAAAAAAAUAAUUACUUUUGAA